AUGAGUUUUAUGUCAUUUCUUCUAUUCACCACUGCCACUCUCGCGGGCUUUCGAGUCGGUGUCGAUCUUGACACCGGGGCUGUGCUUUCCAUCACGAACCCAAACGAUAAUGCCUCCAUGAAUUGGAUCAGUGGGCCAGACAACACAGCCUGGCAGCCUGUCGGUAGCAGAUGGGGACUAGGCUAUGCAGAUAUAGGAGGUCUCAACCGCGCAUUCUGGAACACUCCUGAUAUGAGGAUUGGAGAUGAUCACAUGACUGCAUCCUAUGCAAUGGAUCAGCUCAAUGUGAGCGUUACCAGAUGGAUAGACACACCUUCCAAAAGUUUCCAGGAAUGUUAUUCGUUUAUUAACACCGGUAACGAUUCGCUGAGUCUUAACAAUGCCGGAUCUGUGUCGCUGGGGAUUUACCUCCCUUUCAAUGACCAUUAUACCUCCACGGAAGAAGUUCUGGAGCACCGGGCUCACGCUCACAUCUGGGCGUCUGGUGAGAGCUCGUCAUGGGUUAAGUUGACACGAAUGGGCCUACGAGGACCUCACCUUGGGCUGGUUCUCACGGAGGGGGCAUUGUCAGGUUAUAGUGUGGAGUCGCGGAAUACAGUGACAUCGUCUAACACCCGUGGUUUCUUUCUUAUGCAUCCUAAGGUGCCUAUUCUGGGGAGCAAGGAGACAAGUCAGAUCUGUUGGACUAUGUUCUGGCAUGAUGAUUGGCAAGACUUUUUUAAACAGAGUAUCGAACGAUCAGACCAGUUUAUCCAUAUCGACGCAUCACCCUGGACAGGUGUUGCAGGCGAAUCUGUCAAUUUGACAGUGUUUGGGCGACCUGGAGACAAUAUCUCUUUUAAUGAAGUUGAUCUUCUGCCUCAGGGGAAAACCGGCUUAUAUUACACCUCGAUCCAGGCGCACACUGCAGGCGAGCGGAAAUUAACGUUUACCCUGAGGAGGAGCGAUCGUCGGGAUAAUGCUACCGUUGUCCUCAAUACCGUGCAUGACAUUGAUGACAUUAUUGCGAAUCGUGUUAGGUUUAUUACCAUGAAGCAGCAGUUAAAUUCAUCUUUCCCCGACAAGCCAAGGGCAGGCGCAUAUGCGGUCUAUGAUAACCAGAUAGAGGGUAUAGUCACAUUUGAUACUGCGUCCGACAGGAAUACAGGUCGAGAACGCGUCGGGAUGGGUGUAUUAGUAGCUCGAUGGCUCCUAAAGCAUUCUGACGUGGCUGUUGAGGAGUCUCUCCGAAUCUAUUAUGACUAUGUCAACAACAAACUCCAAGACCUAUCGGGCUACGUUUACGACUGGCCAAUUGGGUCCAAAACAGCAUCUCUCCGCCUGUAUGACUGGCCCUGGGUGAUGCAACUUCAUCUUGCUAUGGCGAAGCUGGGAAAUAAGGCUGUGAUAAGCCAUGGGAAUUAUACCGCAACACCUGUGGAGCGUUUAUUGUCUACUAUCGAACGCUUUCAUUCGGAAGGAGGGGCGGGCUAUUACCCCAUCGGUUUGCCUAUCUUGGAAAGUCUUACUUUUCUAAAGGGGUACGGCAAUAGAGACGCAUAUCAGCGCGCGCUAGAACUAUUCACGGGCCAUGGAAAGCAGAUCGCCAAGGUUGGACAGAACUAUCCCUCGUCCGAAGUGAACUAUGAGCAAUCGAUCAUUGCUCCUGCAGUGAUUAUCUUACUGGAGUUGUACCGAUCCACUGGGGUCAAGUCUUGGCUUGCGGCCGCUCAUAGUCACUUUGAUCGUCUCGAAGCAUUCGGAGGCCAACAACCGGAUUAUAUCUUCAGGAUAUUGCAAUUCGAUCGGAUGUGGGGUGACACGUUUCCUCACUACUGGAGUACUCUGACCGGUAUCGCAAUGUAUCACUAUGCAAAUGCUACUGGAGACAAGACGUAUCAGACCCGUGCUGAGAAUAUUCUGCGAGCAAACCUCGCUCUCUUCACAGAGGAUGGACGUGGAUACUGUGCUUUCCUCUAUCCUGCUACUGUCGACGGACGUAAAGCUCACUAUCUAGACCCGUACGCAAAUGACCAGGACUGGGCGUUGGCUCACAUUUUGCAACUCAAAGAAGAAGACUAA
Molecule: messenger RNA, 2061 nt
Organism: Aspergillus pseudotamarii
Lineage: Eukaryota; Fungi; Ascomycota; Eurotiomycetes; Eurotiales; Aspergillaceae
Exons: 3
Coding region: 1-2061 (686 amino acids)
Biological process (GO): carbohydrate metabolic process
Source: RefSeq, a predicted model, not a curated record